Molecule: messenger RNA, 3992 nt
Organism: Somion occarium
Lineage: Eukaryota; Fungi; Basidiomycota; Agaricomycetes; Polyporales; Cerrenaceae
Source: the annotation of a GenBank genome assembly
CGCGUCAAGGUUUGUUGAUGCGUCCCCCGAUCAUAGUUCUCCGCAAAGCUUAUACAACUUGUAUGUGUUUCUCACCGUCAAGGAAACUUUGUCCAGCUGGCUCUCUUGCAGGCCUUCCUUCUGUCUGCUUUUCACUCGCUAUACCGCAAACUGGCCAUAUGGCGUCCUAAUGGCUGGCGAGACUGAGGCAGGGAGUGUGGUCUUACCUUCCAUGGACGAGCCUCUACCUGAGUAUGCCAGAGCCUGGGGACCGGGUUUGAGCCGUCUCACAGAGUUUCCCGAGGGUGGCUACGAUGACCGUAUCGACAAGUCAAACAUAUUCGUAUUUGAAAAGGAUCCAAAGACUGGAGAAUCCGGUCCAUUCUAUGUCGUUGCUGAAGGUUGCCAUAAUUGCAAGAGGCUUUUACAGCGUUGUAAUCGAGGCAAACCUGGCUGCGACCGGUGUAUAAAUUCUAAUCGCGAAUGUGUUAGCGUUGGUCCGGGAUGGGUACGUUUACCCCUCAAGAAAAUUACGAAGACCUCGCGUCUCAAGAGGCGCAGUGAACGAGGCUCCCAAGGCAUGAGCAUUAGGGCCACUACCGUGACAGCUGUAUCUAAAAGUCGCGUCACCGGAGAAAGCAAUGCUAGGCCUCAUCGCGCCGCCGCUCCUAAACCAGGCACUCUUGUCGAAUGGCCUAUUCUCGAAGCAGAGAAGCCCAAUCACGCUUUAGCACAUUUUGAAGCAGCCUCAGUAGAUCCCUUGGAGAAUCUCCGGAGUCCAGCUGUCUCAGGGCUCGAUACCCCUGCUUCCCUUUCCUCCGUGUCGACUGGGCCCAAAAUUAAGGCAACGAGAACUAAGGCUAAGGAGAAGAAUGAUAUUACAUCUGUUGCAUCAAGAAAGAGAGGUAGACCUGUCAUCUCCAAGAAUGCGGCUUUGAUUGGCUUGUCGGCGCGGAAGAAAGCGAAUAAAUCUCGUAAAUGCAAGUAUUCUCUCUGCCAAUCAACAUAGCCUUGCGUCUUAACGAACGCUUAUUGGCAGCUGCAGCCGAAGGGAAUCCAUGUCCGGGUAGCCUGUUGAAAGUCGCGUGGAUCGAGAUUCGCCCUCCCGUUCUCAUACCAGCGGCCUCGAAUGCUAUCGAGACUCGUCCCAGACCAGCUGGCGAUCCUCGCAUUUGGACAGUUAACAAAGAGGAGCUGCUAGAGGUCAUGCCAAACCUCAGGGGAGGGAUGUUUUAUAGAGAUGGAGAACCUCCCAUGCUCUUCGUCGAAGGCGCCGCCUGGCCUGAAGAUUCGUGGAAGGACCAGCAGGUUGUGCUCUCAUUUGUCCGAGAGUGUACCAUUCGCACUUUAACUACACAACAAGCUGUUCCAAAUGUCAACCGUUCCAAUGAUCUGGAUGCAGAUGCCACUUUGGCUUACCCAGAAGACUCGGAUGAGACUAUGAUAGCAGAACCGGAAGAGACCAUGAAGAUCAUCGACGAAGCUGCAGCUUUAGAGCCAGGAUUGCCAAAUUGGUCUGUCCAGUUCGGUGGGGAAACUUUGACUUAUCCACUGGACGUCAGCUCUUCUGUGGUUGUAGUCGCCAAUGAAAUUCAGGGAUCGUUUAGUCCAGCGAGUUCGACUCGGCCAUUCCCUCAAUUGUCUUCUCAUGCUGGGACGACCAACGAAAUCCGACACAAUGAACCUCACGACCCUUACAUUCUGGCAAAACCCUCAGGCGAUCUUCAGUUUCCGCCACGAUCGUAUGCGACGUUCCCCGCUUCUACCGGUCUCACCGGAGCUUUUGGUCCCCAAAGACUCGAACAUAGUCUGGGAGAACUCAGAUAUCCUCCGAGUUCAGAUAUCGAAAUCGAUGAGGCUGAAGGGGAAGGUGAAGGGGAAGGGGGGAUGUUGCAGUAUUGGGAUCGUAAUCGUGUUGAAUGGGAUAGGUCAUAUAGGUCGAAGCCUUCUUUUGAUCAUCCCCGAGAAUUUGCACCGCAACCCCCGCCAAGUACGACUGUGGUCCAAUGGUCUUCCAUCCCUCCUGACGUUGAGGAACCUUUGUCAUAUCCUAUGCGUAUAUCACCACCUUCAACUACCAAUGCGAGUACUUGGAAACGAAUGAUACCCCUUUCUCCGCAACAGUGCAGACGUUAUCACUUCAGCUACGGAGACGGCACAGAUGAGACGAGUCUGAUCAGCUCUGCCGAGGAGACUCUGGUAUACCCUGAAGAACCACCAUCCGAGAUCGGGGAUGUUUCCGUUUGGCAGACUCUUCCAAUACCCAUAGACCCUCAUUCUCUCCAUACCCUCGCAGAGAAGCCACCGGAUGCCGUCCAAAUAGAAAAUACCCCUACGUCGAGCACUGCGCCCCCAGAACCACCGGAAGAUAUCCAAGCUCUUCUGGAUGCCAAAACCUCUCAAAUACCUGUUAGCCUUAUUAUUUCGCGGGAGGCAAAACUCCUGCCUUUCAACUUGUCGGAGAAACAUGGAUGCGUUUUCUUGGGAUUCUUCGAUAUCAAGGAUACUAGCUCUGAGGUAUCAGAGACCUCUAAAUCGGAUGGGGGUACGACAUUCCGUGUACGGUGGACCUUUCGUUUCGAGUGGAUCCGAGGCGGAGAACUCGAUUAUACCUUGCCACAGCCUUCCAAUCCUUGGUGGAUGCCGCAAACUCCAACCUCUGAGGACGAUACUGCGAUCAUGCAUCCUUUCACUAUUCUCCCUUCUCAAUUCACGCUUACGCCCGUUCGCAAUUCAGUCGAUGACUCGCUAGUGGCCGUAUCUGAGCCAGUGACUAGAAAAGGGUGGCAUUGUGGUGGUUGUGGCAGGUUGAAUGUUCAGAGGCAUUUCUGCUUUGAACGAUGUCCUACUUGCGCAGCAUGGAAUGGGAUGUCCCCAGUCGGCGCAAUCUACGUUCGCAAUCCAUACAACACCGCACCGAUAACUUUCCCUUGGGAUAGGUACCCAUCGUCCAGCGUGACUUGCACAUCAGUGAAGAACGAAGAAAGUGGAAUGAGGACGUUUAUCUACGAGAUUAGCCCAUCGGUGGUCGUGAAACAUUUCUUCACUUGCAACCAAAGGGCUCUGCAGGAAGAUGCUACUUUGCUUUUCCGCGAGUUUCAGUUGACGGUUAAAUUGGAAUGGCAAGGUGCCAAGACCAAUUUAGCUUUGGGUCCCUAUUUCACCUACUUGGCGGGCAACGGACAUGAAGGUAAUCAUUCCAGCGAGGCUUGGAAAGGGGCCGCACCAUCUAUCGCUAGGUCUCGCAAGAUCAUGGAGGGACUGAUGCAAGGAGAUGGUAAAAGGCUCAGCAAGUCAUGCACAUUGGAGAACCUUACAGUGCUUGCUUGGUACGCCACCGGUCAUAGGAAGUCCCCAACGCCAUUGCCCGCAAAAGGUCGUGCCAUUGCCCUCAUGUGUCUCGGCGCCGAUGUCGACUUGACUUUGGUUCCUGUCUCGGGAUUCCCUGCGGUUCCUGAAGUUAUCCCGUUCCCAGAGACAGGUUCUGAUGUUCUAGCGGCCGCUGAGAGCCUCCCAAACCUGGAGUAUCCAGAUGAGGAUGAGCUGGUCGACCACAUGGAUGUCGACGAUGAACCAGAUAUCCCGCUUGCUGGACUCCUUCGGGAGGUUCAUAAAGCUGAAUUGGAGCAGGCUGCUCCCGUUCCUGCCCUUCCUGUGGAGAAGGUGUCGAAGGAGAAACAGAAGGGGAGCAGUAAGAGAGGCAAAGGCGAGGAGAUAUUCGUGUCGAUGGUUCAUGGAGACGUGCUGGUAUUGUCUGGUGAUGAUUUCGAGUGGUCAAUGCGACGUACUGGGAUGUCCAUCGUCUUGAUAGGGAUGACGGCUCCAACACAAAACUAACCCAACAGGACAUUUGUAAAUUAUCUUCUAUUUGUGUGAUGCGUUCAGAAUCUCGGGAUUUCAUGUAGACUAUCAUACCCGCAGAUUCAUACCCCUUAUUAGGCCUGUGCAAUCGUAUAAUAGUCACGAAUUCGCAUACUCGAAUCAACGCUCUCUUGUGGGGCUAGUUUCUCCAG